Messenger RNA from Leptopilina boulardi, 1974 nucleotides. RefSeq lists its product as uncharacterized. Gene Ontology annotation, molecular function: 3'-5' exonuclease activity; nucleic acid binding. Lineage: Eukaryota; Metazoa; Arthropoda; Insecta; Hymenoptera; Figitidae. The transcript has 2 exons. The coding region runs from base 1 to 1974 and encodes 657 amino acids. The record is from RefSeq and is a predicted model, not a curated record.
AUGUUUGUUCUUCAAGAGGUUGUACAAAAUGAAGACAAUAAUAAUAAUAAUAAUAAUACAAAAACAUUUAACAAAUGUUUAGGAAAUGUAGUUAAUGUUAUUGUCUCUUUCGACAUGGGUUGGAGCAAGAGGGGCAAUGGACGGAGUUACGAUAGUCUUAAUGGAUACGACGCGAUUAUUGGAUUUUUUACGGGCAAAAUUUUGGAUUAUCGAACUCGGAAUAGAAAAUGUCGUAAGUGUGAUUUGGGACAUUCCGUAAGCGACCAUGACUGCAGGAAAAAUUAUCAUGGCAGUGCGAAGGCCAUGGAGGCGGACGUUGGGGAAGAACUUAUAAAUCGAAGUAAUAUUCUGAAAAGAAAAAAUUUAAACGUGAAGGUUGUAAUCGGAGAUGAAGACAGUACUACGAUGGCUGCUGUAAAUAAUGCGAAUUUAAAAAACAAUGUGUCUAAAAAGGUUUAUAAACUAGCUGACAUGAAUCACUGUAAGCAAAAUGCAGUGAAUUUAGCAUCAGCUGUUCGAAGUAUACCAGAUCACUUAAUUAAUCGUCAUCAAAACUGUGGCGCAUGGUGUAGAACUAAAAAUAAGAAAAAAUCUGGAGUUUCGACACAAAAAUUUGUUAUUACAGACGAACGUUUGCAUAGCGAACUGCAAACUAUAUUCAACGUGUAUGCUGAUAAUGCUUCAAAAUACUGUGUUCCUGCAUCUAGUCAAGCCAAUGAAUCUUUGAACAGCAUUAUAUCCCAUCAGCUCCCAAAGAAUAAAAGUUACAGCACAACUAAUUCCGCUGAUUUUCGCGUUGCUUCAGCUAUUGCAGUAAAAAAUGAAGGGAAUUCUUACUUAGCUGAUGUUAGAACUAGACUUGGGCUUCCUAAAGGUGAACAUUGCGAAAAAUAUUGCAAAGAAUUAGAUAAUACCAGAGCAAAACAAUCUGUGAAAUCUAAAACUUACGAAUUUAAAAAACGUAGAUUGGAACUCACCGAGAAUAGAGUAAAUCUAAGAAAGAAAUUGGAAAGUCAGGAAGGAAUUACAUAUGAGAAAAACAUUGCUUUUGAAAAUAAUUCUCAACUCAUGUGUCUAAGUCCUCUCAGUGAAAAUUCUGCUUUAGCAGUUGAAAAUUGUCAAAUUAUAUUUUUCGAUUUGGAAACAUCUGGCCGGAGGAAAACGUCGGAUAUACUACAAAUUGCUGCAAAAGUAGAUGAUAAAACAUUCUCUGUAUUUAUUCAACCUACGCAACCAAUUGAUGAAGAAGCAUCAAAAGUUAAUGGAUUCGAAAACGUUGGUAAUGUUUUAUACUUAAAAGGAAACGAGUGUAUUACGAUUAGUAUGAUCGAUGCGUUGCUUGCUUUUUAUGAAUUUUUUUCAAAAAAUUCAAAAGGGUGUAUUCUCACUGCUCACAAUGCUUCUUUUGAUGUUUCCUUUUUAAUUCGAGAAAUCCAGAAAUAUUCAUUGGCUCAGGAAUUUCAAAAAAUUAUUUAUGGAUUUUGUGAUAGCUUACAUUUGUUUCGAAAGAAAUUUCCUUCUCGAAAAGGGACUGGAAUGUUUACUUUGUCAAAAUUAGCGGAAGAUUUUUUGACAAAUGGCGUUUCGCCUGAAAAUUUCCAUGAAGCACUGUAUGAUGUAAUUAUCUUAGAUCAAUUAGUCAAGUCUCUUUUAAAGCCAGACGACUUAUUCCUACAUGCGACAGAUUAUGUUUCUUCAGUAAAUAAGUCAAUUUUAGAUAAGCAAGUAGCCCUGAGAUCGAAAACGUUUCAUCCACUAAAAGGCAAAGUUACCGAUUACCUUAUAAAGAAACUCGCUUCCUCAGGACUAACAUUCGAAGAUUUAUUAGAAAAAUACAAAGACAGCGGAGAAGAAGGAAUCACUUUGUUACUUACUGAUCGACAGAAUAAUAAAAAACCACUUGUAGGAAAUAAGAAAAACACGUUGCCAAAGUUAAUAGAUGGCAUCAAGAGUGCAAUCAGCCAAAAAGAUUAA